Molecule: messenger RNA, 3414 nt
Organism: Phlebotomus papatasi
Lineage: Eukaryota; Metazoa; Arthropoda; Insecta; Diptera; Psychodidae
Gene: PAN3
Product: PAN2-PAN3 deadenylation complex subunit PAN3
Exons: 12
Coding region: 749-2743 (664 amino acids)
Biological process (GO): mRNA processing; protein phosphorylation; nuclear-transcribed mRNA poly(A) tail shortening
Cellular component (GO): P-body; PAN complex
Molecular function (GO): ATP binding; protein kinase activity; poly(A) binding
Source: RefSeq, a predicted model, not a curated record
UCUAAGUAUAUGAUUCCAAUUGGUUCCAAUGGAUGUCCCGUUCGACUAAGGUUCGACUUGGCAAACUAACCGGAUUGCAAUAGCUGUGAACCUUUGUGAGAGUCGCAGUUAGAAUUGUGUUGAUAGAAGUCAGGCAUAGCAGAGUUUUCGUGUGAAAUUUUAGGGCUUAAUGCUAUAUUAUUGUGGAGUUUCAGAUUGAUUUUCCUGGAUGUGGAAGGACCCUUAGUGUUUGGUGAUGUAGGGCUUCCACCAAUUAGUGUCUCCCCAUCGACAAUUCUGGUGGUAAAGUUGGGCAAAAAUUGUCUUGUUGUUGUUGCUUCUCGCAACAAAGUCAGACGAAGCAGGGCCACAAGAUAGAACAGAAGAGAAACGUAGUUAAUUUGCGUAUCGGGAGGAAUACGUGAAAAUUCAGGUGUCCAGUGGAGCUCUGGGAAGUGAAUUGGUGAACAAUUGCUCAACAAAGGGGCCACCGUACAAUAAACUGGUGGGAAAAACGGUUAGUUUUUGGGGGGCAGAGGAGUAUUUAUGUGAGGAAACAAGAAAGAAGUUCAGAAAGGCUUGUAAAUAGAGUGAAGUGACAAAAAAAGGAAGACUUUUUUGUGACGCGACAUGAAACUCUAGUUAUUUGGGCCCCCCUUCAAGGGGCCCCCCAAAACAGGAGUUGCAUCAGUUGAUUGCAUUGCACCAUCUACUACAGAAAUUGCAGUAGACGAAAGGAAAAGAAGCAGCACGAGUAAGAUAGAGAAGAAUGGAUCAAAUCUUCUACUCGCCCCUCAAUGGUGUUCCAUCUGAGAGUAAAUUGGCAACUUAUAUGAGUCGACAAAAUGUCACAACGCCAACAUAUGGAUUGACAUCGGGUUUAACGAAACUGUCUCUGGAAUCGCCAAUUUCAACAAAAAAGACUCAGGUAACACCCCAAUCUCCUGAAUUCAUUCCACGUCUCAAUUCAUCACCGAGCUUCUACUCUCCGUAUUCAUCUGUGAUCGCUAAUGGGAGCGGUGGAUCAAGUGGGGGAGUCGUGGUGCCACCGAUUGUGGCUAAGCCAACAUCUGUGUUAGGGGCAUCGUGCCCUUCCACCGUGUACAAUGCUGUGACACCUAUCAAGAGUCGUAACUUGAUCCGAGGUGACUCUCCACAGAGUACAAAUGACUCACCACGACUCACCCCACAACCCUCACCACCACCAACAACUGCGAUCCAUCAGGAGAAUGUUGGUGGUACAACGUAUUUCUAUCCAGCUGCAGCCGCCGUGGCUGCCGCACAAACAACCACAAGUCAAGCUUGCAGUUCCACAAGUUCAGACACCAAUGGACGAUACGGACAUCAUAACAGUGCUCAAAUGAGCCUGUCCUACUCACAUCCGGGCCAUGUGUACCCUGGACCAGCGUCCAGUGUACUCAGUUUACAGCCCAAGACCCUCCUAUCGUCGGCAUUUUUUAUGCCGGCAGAGAUGCGAAGCAGUAUUCAGGCUAGAAAUGCCAUCAGUAAUACCAUGGAUACUGGUGGUAUUGAACUACCACUCGAAGUUGACAAUUACCACGGAUUAUGUCCGUUGGAAGCAAUGGCGGUCAAUCUGAAACUCCCGGUGCCCGCGUCGUCCUACAAAGCCACCCACAGCAAUACAGGUGUCAAAUAUUUCUUGCGUCGAAUUCAUGGUUUCCGUCUGCAAUCCACAAAAUGUAUGAGUGUGGUGGAAAUGUGGAAAAAACUGCAACAUUCUAAUGUGGUCCAAUUGCGAGAAGUAUUUACGACAAAGGCAUUUGGAGAUCAUUCUCUUGUGCUGGUCUAUGACUACCAUCCUGGUUCUCAGACACUCCUUUCUAAGUAUUUUACACCAACCGUCGAGACGAAUGGAUAUACAGAUCCAUUUUCGGGUGAAGCGCGUCCUUUCAGUCACAAGAGCUCUCUCCAGAGGACCGUCAAUGGUCCAAUGUUGGCAGAAAAUGAAAUUUGGUUCAUAAUUAUGCAACUAACAGCAGGUCUCCGUGCAAUACAUCAGUCAGGUUUAGCAUGCAGAACGCUAGAUCCUACAAAAAUCAUCAUUACGGGGAGACGAGUGAGAUUUAGUUGUUUAGGCAUUUCCGAUAUAGUUUCAUUCGAUCCGAAUCAAGCCAAUCAAUUAGCAGUCAUUUCACACUAUCAACAGGAGGACUUAACAUCUCUGGGUAAGUUAGUUUUAGCACUAGCUUGCCGUUGUCUUCAUUCGAUACACCGUGAUCAGGUUCAGGCAAGCAUCGAAUUGGUGGCCAGACACUAUUCAAGUGAUUUGAGAAAUUUAAUUUUGUACCUACUGACAACGACAAAUCGACGUGCCGUCUCGGACUUGAUGCCAAUGAUUGGUGCACGCUUCUACAUUCAACUUGACGCCCUCCAGACGCAGUGUGAUAUGCAAGACGACGAAUUGGCCAAGGAAAUGGAAAAUGGGAGACUCUACAGGCUACUUGUAAAAUUAGGAUGCAUCAAUGAACGUCCAGAACUCAAUAUGGAUGUGACUUGGUCAGAAACUGGAGAUCGUUACAUGUUGAAACUCUUCCGCGAUUAUUUAUUUCACUCUGUGAGUGAAGAUGGACGACCCUGGUUAGAUCAUGCACACAUUGUCCAAUGUCUCAAUAAACUCGAUGCUGGGACAAUGGAGAGGGUACAAUUGAUGUCUAGAGAUGAACAAUCAGUCCUCGUGGUAACAUAUGCUGAGCUCAAGCAUUGCCUUGAACAGGCAUUUGGUGAAUUGGCCGCCAGCGUGUGAAUGCUAACAUUUGAUUCCUCCGAGAAAUGAACUUCUUGAAAUACUGAAGACAUGCAGCUAAUUUUUUGUGAGACAGAGAGAGAAAGAGAGCGCGAUUUAAACUUAUAUGGUUAACAGAGUACUUGAAGAUGAAAGUGAAAUAAUAGUGUUGGUAUAAUUUAUUUUUUUAAAAAACAAUGGAAAGAUACACCUAAUUAUUUAAAAAAAAAAACAUGUAAGAGACAAAAGAAAACGCCAAUUUUUCUGAAAUAUGUGAAUGAAAAUCCCGGAAAAGUAUUUCGCGGAUUGUUGCGAAAUUUACAAUAAUAUGCAGCAAGAAAUUGUGAAUUUUUUUCAACACAUUUUUGUACACAAUCAUUGUUCUUUUUUUGUGAUGAUAGAAUGUCUUUCAUGCGUCUAUUUUUUAAAGAUCACUUUCUAUUUUUUUUCUUUCUGAUGAAACUAAAAUUUUCAGUUCUUUUUUUAGAUGAGUUAUUUUUUUUUUUAGAAUUAUGUGCACUCAAUAUGAAUUUUUCUUCUUUCCAACAUUUAAAAAUGUAUAAUAAUUUUUUUGUGAUGCAAAUGUAAGAGAAGGUUAGAUGGAGUUUGAUAGAAAGUUAAGAAUUUGUUCUUUUGUAAAAUUUUCAUUUAUUUUUUUGGUCAGAAAUAGAAAGAACUUUGAGAAUUUUUAA